Astyanax mexicanus (Mexican tetra) is the source of this 1712-nucleotide messenger RNA. It is a transcript of the gene sugt1, whose product is annotated as SGT1 homolog, MIS12 kinetochore complex assembly cochaperone. NCBI's taxonomy places the organism in Eukaryota, Metazoa, Chordata, Actinopteri, Characiformes, Acestrorhamphidae. The record is from RefSeq and is a predicted model, not a curated record. The transcript has 13 exons. Bases 134 to 1114 code for a protein of 326 amino acids. Gene Ontology annotation, biological process: protein stabilization. Gene Ontology annotation, molecular function: protein-folding chaperone binding.
GGGUGUUUUUCUCCACAGUUGGGAGUUUGACAGUCCUGAUGUUUACAUGGCGCUAAGCAGCAGCGAGGAGGGCCUUUCGGUUUCACUCAGAACUUUCUAGACCUUCUUCUUCACCCACGAGAACGGCGGACUCAUGGCCAGCGACAGGAGUUUUACUGACAGUUUCAUAGACGAGGACCCGAAGCGAGCUCUGCAGGAGCUGAAUGUGGCUUUGGGAGAUACAGCUGACAAUGCAGAAUGGCUCUGUCAGCGAUCUUAUGCACACAUUCUGGUCCAGGACUAUAACAGAGCAGUCGAUGAUGCUAAGAAAGCACAGCAGCUUCAGCCUGGUAUGGCCACUGCCUUCCUGAGAAAAGGAAUCGCAGAAUAUCAUCUCAACAACAUCAGUGAGGCUCAGCAGACCUUUACAGCAGGAAAGGCACUUGAUGAUUCCAAUGAGGCUUUUGUAACGUGGAUGAAGCUCUGCGAAGAGAAAAUGACACAAAGACAAAAUGGAACCGCAACUUCGCAGCGAACUGCAGCAGCUCCACAUGUCAAACAUGACUGGUACCAGACAGAAUCGCAAGUCACUGUCACCAUCAUGGUGAAGAAUGCCAAGAAGGAGGAUGUUGCUGUCACCUUUGGAGAAAAAGAGUUGAGAGCGGAAAUGAAGCUUCCAUCUGGAGAGGAUUACUGCCUACAUAUCCACCUUCUACACCCUGUGGUUCCUGAGCAGAGCACUUUAAAGAUCCUCUCCACUAAGGUCGAGAUUAAGAUGAAGAAGACGGAAGCAAUCCGGUGGGAGAAGCUGGAGGGGGAAGGCACCCUACCCAGCGUCAAGCACUUCGCUCCCUCCCCGAACCAGUACCCAUCAUCCUCCCACUAUACCCGCAACUGGGACAAGUUGGUGGGCGAUAUUAAGGAGGAAGAGAAGAGCGAGAAGCAGGAGGGAGAUGCCGCACUGAACUCGCUGUUCCAGCAGAUCUACUCAGAUGGCUCUGAUGAGGUCAAGCGGGCCAUGAACAAGUCUUUCAUGGAAUCUGGAGGCACAGUUCUCAGCACCAACUGGUUAGAUGUUGGCAAACGGAAAGUAGACGUGAAUCCUCCAGAUGACAUGGAGUGGAAGCAAUAUUAAUUGGACGGUGAAUUCGACGUUGAGUGCUGCGCCAGUCUUCACCACAUUGGCCCUGACCUUUCCUCCAUUCUUUCUUGUUUUCUUUCUUUUUUUUAUAUUUGGCCAGUCUCUUGGACCCACAUGUAAUGUUGGAAUAACAACUCAGUUUAAGUAGGUUUCAGUUUCCAUUGGCAAUUGUUUGUUGUUCAUAAUUAGGUUUUCCGUGUCAAAGAGUCCAUUUUAAAUGGAAAGUUCCCACAAGCCACUGGACCUAGACUUCUCUUCAUCUGUGUCUGGGAACCUGCCCAUUAAUGUUUUAGAAACACCACACAUGCUCUUUUUCUCGUAUUGUUUUGGCAUGUUUCAACACUUAAAGUGUGGGUGCUGGCUGAAUAAAUUGUCAACAUUUUGAACAUCUCUCUCCUACACAAAAAAUAAUAAUCUUGGGUCAUUAUUCAAAAUUUUGUUCAGUGAUCAAGAGCCACAACAUUACACGUUUUCACUUUUCAAGCACUUGUGCCUCAAGAUAUAUUUAGCCAUUUUUAUGAUGUACUUAAAGGGGUCAUGCUUUACUGAAUACAAUUACAGACACAUUGUAAAUAAAUUUUUCUUGCUCAAA